UUUUUGAUCUCCUGCGUAGAACUUAUAAACUCCUAAUAAGGCUUUUUUAUCUCCUACGUAGGACUUAUAAACUCCAAUUAAGGUUUUUUUAUCUCCUACGUAGGAGAUAUACUUUUUAUAGAACAUGUUAAAUUCGCUUCCGUACGUUUAAGAGUUAACCAUAAACUUCAAAAUAUAAUUUUGCAUCAUUUACUAAAAUUUCAUUUAAAAGUGAUGUUUAUUUUCCAAGAAAAUAAUGAUUUUUAAGAAAUGAUACGACGCAGUUGAAAGAAAAUAUGAUACGACGCUGUUGUGCAGUUGUAUUUUUGGUAAUCUUUUCAAAAGGAAUUGUUUUGGCAAUAAAAGCAAUAAAAGUCUAUUUUACCAAAAAAGAAAAGAAAAAAAUGGAUUCAGCAAUAUCAACAAAACUUCAUAAAAAUUCUGGCCCGCUUUUAUGGAGGCAUGUAAAUUGUCCCUUUUCAAAACUACUUUUGACAAUGCGAACGUGUAUAUCUAGCAUUUUAGUGUAUCUGUGCAUAGCAAAUAAUAUGCCUCUUAAUCCAAUCUUUUAAUUGAAGGCACCCGUUUUCAAAUAACAAAUUUACAUGUAGAUCAUAACAACUGACCUAACAUUGAAAACAACAACAAAUUUAAAUGCUAUAUGUACCUGAGAUAUACAACUGAAAUGUAAAAUUCGUUAAGAAAACGUGUUUCCAGUUGUAGAACUACAAUAAAAAGUGGUAGGCAUGCACGUUCGCAUUUUCAAAGUAAUUUUUAAAAGGAACACUUUACAUGUCUGGAAUUUUGACAACAAACGCCCUUCAUAAGCUUUGAGCUGCAAGUUCGCUAUUACUUUUUAUAAUGCUUCUUAGAAAAUAUCCCUGCGUCUUAACAUAACGGCACCGUCGACACUUUAACUAGUUCCCUCCAAAUUAAAAAAAAUUACGUUGAAUAAGAAUUUUUGGCUUUAAUAUUCAAUAAACACUAUGAAAGGUCAUUUGAUUAUCCGUAUGCAGUGCAUUUUGUACAUGCUUAGUUUUUUUUUACUAGAAUUUAUACCAGAUAAAAUACUUCAGUCAGUGCUUAUAUUUAUACAAUACAUGUAUACGUAUAAACACUCACCGUAAGAAGGAUGUUAUAACCACGUUGGGACAUAUAAGGUCCGAAAUGACGAAUGUUUUUGUGGGAAACAGCAUGUGUCUUUGAUAUAAAUCACAAAACUUUGAUAACAUAGACCAAAUAAAAUUAUGUGUCUGAAGUGAAUGACCACAAAUAAAAGAGCAACCGCUUAAAUCUUUCUUCUUCUUUCACAAGAUGUGUUAUUAAAUAUAUGGUUUAUAUUAAACAGUACCGAUGUAUCAAUUUUAUUGGAUUGGGAUAUAAAAUUAUCAAAAUUAUCAAAAUGAGAACUUUUCUACGCUUGACAAACACAAAACAUUUUGUUCGUGCUUUUAAAACAGCCGUCAACGUGCAUGAUUUAAAGUUUCGUGAAGCGUCAAAUGAUGACAAAAGUACCAUCUUGUCACUCCGGCAUAAUGUUUACCGAGGGCUGGACUAUCUACCAGACCAGUUUGAUUAUUUUCUACAUGAUGACAACAGACGCUGCAUUGUUGGCGAGUUAGAUGGAACGCUUGUUUCGUUCGGUGUAAUUCUUUUCCUCGACGGUGGGGAAUCUAUUCUUGGACAAGCUGGUCGUGUACAUGAAACAUAUGAGGGCCAAGGACUAUUUGGUGCUAUGAAUCAGUAUUUCAACAAAAUAGCGAUUGAACAUGGAUGUAAACGUCGUGUGGCACUAGUCGAGACCUCUUUUAACAAGUACACUAGAUCGGAAAAAUUUAAACUCUCUCAUGUUGAAAUAGCUUCAAAGUUACAUUAUGUUGGUGUUGUGACUGAGGAAAUUAGACUUAAGCUAGAAGAGCCAUUAUUCCAGGAGCAUGAUCAUUCAGAGAUCAUUUAUAUAGCACCAAGAGAUAUGCAUAUUGUAUUCAAUUCUACACAAGUAAGUAAUGCACUGUUUCCAAAAAACAGAAUUUUGCUGGAUUUUGCACCGUAUAGAUGUAUGAAAGAAAAUGUCAAAUUAUUAAAUGGAAGGAAUACAAAUUUCUAUUCUACAAUCAGAUUGACCUCAAAUGGCGUCAGAGGUCUGUUAACUGCCGGAAGUAGUUUUAAAUGCAGAAAUCCACCAGAAUCGUAUACAAUUGAUAUAUUUGGAACAGACGCAUCGGAUUUAGAAAAUCACUUGCUUUUUCAUCUAUCAAAAGCGUUGAAGCAAAUUCCAGGGGUAUUUUGUUUGCAGAUAUUUACUGAGAGAGGGUAUAUAGCUCAGCAGCUUUGUAAAUCUCUAACAAAACUUGACAUACCAAAAUGUGACUGGUUUGUAAGUGGAGGUGUCACAACAAAAACAAUAGUAGAAGAAGAACUGAGAUAGACUCCGGUUGUAUAAAAUAAUUAUUGCAUUGUCGUCUUUUAAAUGCUUGUGUAAAUGAACAUUUUCAAUUCUUACAAAAUCUGUAAAGAAUCAAAGCACAGAAUGCGCUGAAUUUGUUCGGGUCUCAGAAUGUCAGAAAGGUGAAGGUUGUGAGAUAAUAAACCAAUUUGUUUUUGUAUAGUGCCAGCAAUGCUGUUUUCAGUGUUAUAACUGGGGGACAUUGGCUAUAAAUCUAAUUGCUGAUAUUCAAUUCAAUGUUUAUGCAUAAUCCGGCCAUCGUAUCCAAGGGGACGAUAAGUUUUUUAAAAAUAUUUUUUUUGUCAGAGCGAAUUCAAUGACAUCGGUAUCAUGUAAACGCUUGAAAAUAUGUUUAUUUCUUACUAUGCACGCGCAUUCUCGAUGUCAAAACUAUAGUACAUGUAUCCAUUUUAUAUUAAAUCUUAAAAAAAAACCUUCUUCAAAAAGUUUAGUACGUGUUAUAAACUUAUAUAACAUUUUAAAUGCUGUGGGCAACGUCCCCAGAGACGACGACCGGAUUAUUUAUUGUCGCGAUAUGAAAUAUUCGAUCAUUUUUUUUGCCUCGUAAAGGGAAGUUUUCCGAGAAGAAGGUUUUAUCGGGGGUCUUUUAUUUUAUAAAAUGGGGCUUGGUUUGUUUUGGGGGAAGUGUCUCAAUGACUUUUUCACAGAUUUUUUUUGUGUUUUUAUAGUAUUUCUUAUUAUUUAAAAGUGCUGUGGAUAACGUCCCCGGGGACGAUGACCGGAUUAUACAGCCGCGAUAUGAAAUAAACGAUAAUUUCUUUUGCCUUGUAAAGGGGAGUUUUCCCUCUUGGGAGGUCUUUUAGUUUAUAAAAUUGGGUUUGGUUUGGUUUGGGGAAGUAUCUUAAUGACUUUUUCAAAAAAUAUGUGUUUUUAUAGUAAUUUUCAUUACUUGAAAGUGAUGUGGGCAACGUCCUCGGGGACAAAGACCGGAUUUUAUAUACACGGCGGCGACAUACAUAUUCGAUCAUUUAUUUUAAAUAUAUUUAUCAUAGGUUACAGUAAAUCAUCUAGUUUCACCCUUUAAGGUUGUAGUAUUUAUGGUAUUCAGUUUUGCACGGAUUUUCCGUGCGUGUAAAGUAUUGAUAAUCGUUGUUAAGAUUUUUUCCUCAUUCGAAGUCUUUGCAUUGUGCAGUAAACACAUACAUUACGAUUUCAUAAAUGGCUUAAUCAGAAGAUAGAAUUAUAGAUAGUUCGUCCUUCAGUGAUAGAAAUGGAAAUACAGAUGGCUCUGUAGAUGAAUCUUCCAUUGAGCAAUUUGGUUUGAUGCGCUCUUAUUUCGACCAGCAUUUCAAGUCAUUGAAAAGAGAAUUGAGAGAAGAAUUACACUCCUCUUCGACUUCCACACUAAGGCGUUUCAAGGAUGUUUCGUCCAUAGGAACUCGAGAACGGGACCGCAGAUUGCGGCGCAUAUUUUCGAUCGUGUAACGGUUUUUAAGAACGUUUCUGCUACAUUUAAAUAAUUAUCCGAGCAUAUGGUCUCAAACAAUUGUUAUCACUUGAACCCAAUCUGUUCCUUUUAAAACUGGUCAAAUUUUACGGUAUUAUAAAAAAGACAAGGAGUGACAUCCGCCAUUUGCCGCAACGUUCAGCUUUGGCUACACUUGAUCAAUCGCAACUACUCGGCCCUUUCCGUCAGUCUUCGGAUAAGGACCUCAAACACAAUACUAUGAAUACACAGAACGGAUGCGGUAUUCCGGUCUAACCUACGCUAAGAAACUAAACAUGUAAACAAAUAGUAAUUUAAUGCUAGGAGUUGUUGACACGUUUAUUUCCAAUAUAUGUAGUAAAAGUCCACCUUAAAUAAGUAAAUUCAUAGGUACAAAAGCAAACAAUACAUUAUUUAUAUAUUUACUAAUAUGGCUGUAGAAACCGAAAGUACAAAAAAACAACCUGUUGACAUUUGGUCGGAUUUAUUUAAAAUUGAACAUCAGCUGGCAUAUUUAAAUUACAAAUUGUUGCCAGACAAAUUUCAAGCAUAAGAGUACCGGAACAGACAUUAGAUGUCAAAUAUAUACAUUCGUUUUACAUUAUCUCUGUUUCUGUUUACAUCUGUAAACCACGUGGUAGAACUACUUUCAAUCCGUAUUGUUUCCGAGGUUAAUAUUAUAGAUAAUAGCCGAGGCAGUUCCGAAUGACACUUGAUUACUAUUUUUUCAGAAUUUUGUUCCCGUUAUCGUUGUCAACUAUCAGGUAUCGUAACGGUUUAAUGUUUACACGUGUUGACAUGCACUAGUGUUUGACAUGUAUAGUCGGCAUUAUAACGGGCGUAUUCGUGAUAUGAUUUGUUUACAUGGAGAAAACAGGCACUUUAGUAAUAUGGUCUAAUAGAUUUUGCCUAACUGAAAAAAAGGAAUAUUAAAACAUGAUCCAUAGUUAAAUAUUCAAGGCACUCAUCUGGUAUUCCUUGUUAGGAAAUGUGAAAGUUCCCCAUGUAUUGAGUGACAUAAAGAGAGUACUAGAAAAAUUAAAACAAAAUCAAGCAUAUCAAGGGGGGUAACUUACGCCGAACGUUGCGGCAAAAUGUCACUCCUUUUCUUUUUUCAAUAUACCGUAAACUUGACUGAUUUUUAAAUUAGCAGAUUAUAUUAAAUUGAGAUAAGAUAAUUAAAGACCAUCCGCUCGUAUAAUAUAAAAAGAUAUUCAAAGGUCGGACAAACAAUAUGUAAAGCUGGUACGGAUUCGGAUUUAUGCGCCGCAAUAUGCGGUCCUGUUCCAGAGUUCCUAUUGUUUCGUCAUCCAAGGACUUCAAGUAUCGAAGUAACAAGAAACAGUUUGUUUUCAAUCUUGACGUUGAGGGUUUUGACGACAUAAAAGAAGCUACUAAAAGGGGCGAGCAGAAUAAAGUCCUAGAAUUAUCUGAAGCCCUGAGAAAGAAGGUAUUUCAUAGAAAUAAGCUUAUCAGAAUUGCUGAUAAAUCUGCAGGUGGCUGGGACACAGUCAAAGAGUACGAGUCAGACGACUUAGCCAGUGACAGUGACGAUGAUAAACGUCUUAAAAGGGCAGAGAGCAGGGCGCUUGCCAAACUUAAAUCUAAGCAGCCGCGGAAGCCUUCCAGCGCUACACCUAGCCCAGGGUUUGCUGAUCUUAAUGGGUCUUCUACUUCCCCUGGUGUUCCUCCUUCAAAUACCAACUUCAUGCCUAUUUCUCGUGGCUAACGACGCUUCAACAGGGUUAUCCAAUGUUUUUCAUGUGGCGGAUGGGGGAAUACCCUUUCAAUAUUCUGAACCAGGGGUCGCCUCAACUUCCGUUUCCGGAACCUUCGUUUCCCCUUGGCAAUUCGGACAACAACAACAACAACCUCAAGUCCCGCAGUUCAUGCAGCUCAAGCAAGAUCAACAGUCUCAAAGCAGUGAUGAGGAAGAUGAGUAUUCAUAUCUAGAUAUGAUUUAAAAUAAUGAUAAAGACUUUAAAAACAUUUUGUUACAAAAAAGAUAUUUUGAAUAUCAAAAUUUAUCCAGUCAAAAUAGUAUUAAUAAAUGUAGCGAUCUUUCUGAUGUUAAAGGUAGUUUGCGUGAUCAUUAUAGAUUUUGGGAAGAUACCUUAAAGGCACCUGCAUUUAUUUUGGAUGUAAUAAAGAACGGCUACAAAAUUCCGUUUUUAGAAGUUCCAAAAAGUUAUUUCAUGAAAAAUAAGUCCGCUCUUAAAAAUUCAAAAUUUGUCUCUGAAGCCGUGGCAAAAUUAGUGAGUUCCGGUUCUGUCUUGAAAGUUAGUUUUGUGCCUUAUAUUGUUAGUCCUUUGUCUGUAGCUGAAAAUAGCCAAGGUAAAAAGCGUCUUAUUUUGGAUUUAAGUGUUUUAAACAAAUAUGUUUGGAAAGAACAUUUGGAAAGUUGCAUAUGAAUAUCUUUAUAAAAAUGGAUUUAUGUUUAAAUUUGAUAUAACUUCUGAUCACCAUCACAUUAAUAUAUCCACUAUCACAUUAAUAUAUCCACUACACAUUAAUAUAUCCACUACACAUUAAUAUAUCCACUAUCACAUUAAUAUAUCCACUAUCACAUUAAUAUAUCCACUACACAUUAAUAUAUCCACUAUCACAUUAAUAUAUCCACUAUCACAUUAAUAUAUCCACUAUCACAUUAAUAUAUCCACUAUCACAUUAAUAUAUCCACUACACAUCAGUGUUUUUUAGGGUUUUCUUGGUCAGGGAACAAUGUUAAAAACUAUUACGUUUUCACUGUUUUACCAUUUGGUCUUUCACCGUCCCCCUUUUUUUUACCAAAUGUUUGAGAUAUAUUGUUAAAUACAUCCGGGAAAAUGGGGUCAGGUUAGUGUUAUUUCUAGAUGAUGGCUGGGAUGUAAAUAGAAAUUAUUUACUGACCUUUAAAGAUGCUGAAUUUGUUAAAUCAGUGCUUUUACAGGCUGGUUUUGUUUUGAAUUUUCAAAAGUCUGUUCUGGUUCCUACUCAAAAUAUUGAAUGGUUAGGUAUAGUUUGGAAUUUGCAAGAAAAUAGUAUCAGUAUCCCUAGCAGACGAUUAGUCAGUGUUGUAGAUCUCUUGCAUGCUUAUUCAGUAAAAAUACAUUUUUUGACUGGCAGAGAAAUCGCUAGAAUAACAGGGAAGAUUGUCUCAAUGAUGCCAGUUAUAGGGAAUGUUUGCAAACUGAUGACAAAAAAUCUUCACAGAGCUAUAGAAUCUAGGUCAUCUUGGGAUUCGGUUUUAAAUAUUUCAUUUUUCACUGACAGUUUUCAAGAGCUUCAUUUCUGGGGAAAUCAGUUCAAGGAAACACCUGUAAAGUACCUCUUUACUCACAAUGGGUCAGAUUCUGUUACUAUAUUUUCAGAUGCAAGUAGUAAAACAUGUGGGGCUUUUAUAAAAGGCGAAAAUGAUCAAAUCUGUCAUAAAAAUUGGUCGAUUAAUGACAAAAAGAAAGUUCUACCUGGAGAGAACUGUCUGUGUUAUUUUUUCAAUUGAAAGUUUCAUGUUAAACUAAAAGACAAGCAAGUGCUUCUUUGUACAGAUAAUCAAAAUUGUGUACGAACUGUAGAAAACUGAAGUACAAAAUCUCGUUUGCACGAGAUUUCUAUUAAAAUAUUUGAUCUAUGUUUGAAAGAAAAUAUUUCGUUGUUAACUGAAUGGGUUCCAAGGAGCCAAAACGAAAUCGCAGACUGUAUAAGCAACUUUUGUGAUGUAGAUGACUGGGGAGUUUCCGUUGAUUUUUUCUGUUUCAUGGAUGAUUUAUGGGGCACUCAUACGGUUGACAGAUUUGCCAAUCAUUACAACAAUAGAAUACUUCGAUUUAAUUCUAGGCUUUGGGUCCCUUAAACAGAGGCAGUGAAUGCCUUCUCCUGUUCUUGGGCUGGGGAAAAUAAUUUGCUUGUGCCCCCUAUAAGUAUUGUUCCACAGGUUAUAAAUUACUUGGAGAAGUGCAAAGCUAAGGGAACUUUAAUUAUUCCAAAUUGGCCUUCGGCGCCGUUUUGGCCAAUGUUGUUUGGAGACAACAGUAUUAAGAAAGCUCAUAUUCUUUAUAUUUUAAUGUUUUCAUCCGGGCAGUAUAUUUUUGUUCAAUACUUAAACAAUAACACGAUUUUUAGUCCUUGCUAUUAGGCUGGAUUGUACCAAUAAUGAUGUUUAAUAUGUUAUCGAUUUCCGCCGACCUGACGGCGUUGAUAGAAUUUUCUACCGAACUGACGGCGUAAAGUUGUUGCCGACCUGACGGCUUUAUUUAGUUUAUGCCGACUGAACUGUUUUAGUUGUUUUUUGACGACCUUAUGGUCUAUUCAUGUUUUUUUGCCGACCUGACGGCGUAGACCUUAUUUUUAAUCGCCGACCUGACGGCGUACGUAGAGCUUAUUUUUAUCGCCGACCUGACGGCGUUAAUAAAUGUUGCCGACCUGAUGGCGUUAUUAAGACAACUUCUAUAAUUUGUGUAUAUAUUUUCAUGUUUGUGUUUAUUUUACAUAUUUAAAACAUAUAUAUGUAAUGAUAUUAAUAUGAGUAUUUACUAUAUUUCAUUCUCUUCUAAUACGUUUUGCAGAUCUAACUGCACUGAAGAUUACCAGAAAUCCGGAGUUGUCUUUCCUGGCUGAUCGUGUUCCAGAUAUUGUUCUUCAAUCCAAAGCACCUAAUACCAGUAAAAAGUAAAAAGAACUUUUCAAGCAAGGAGUCGUUUGGGCAUCUAAAUUCAGAAUUUCCACUUCCGGCUCCGGAAUCUGAUGUCUGCCUUUAUUUGGUUUCGUUAAUUCAAAAAGGUAAAUCUUUCUCAAGCGUUGACGAGGCAUUUUAUGCUCAUGAAUCAGCAGGCUUUUCGAGCAAUCCGUGUACGUCGUUCUACGUUAUUUCAGCCAGGGAAGCAGCUCAUAGGAUUCUUGGUCAUUCUGUUACCAAAAAGGAACCGAUCUCUCCUGAUGUAUUAAGACAAUUAGUCUGUGCCUUUGGUUGUUUAAAUGGUUGAGAAAUUUAACUAUGUGUUUUUUGUCAUAUGCUGGUGUUUUAAGGUUUUCAGAACUUGUUAAUAUUAAGCGUUCAGAUAUAUGUUUCUAUACAGAUCAUGUUGAAGUUUUUAUUGUUCAAAGUAAAACUGAUGUUUAUAGGGAUGGCGAUCGUUGUUUGAUUGCAAAAACGGGUUGUGAUACUUGCCCAGUUAAUAUGUUGCAAAUAUACAUCAAUAGCGCAAAUAUUAGAGUUGAUUCUAAUGAAUAUAUUUUUCGUGCGCUUACUUUUUGUAAAAAAAGAUAAUUGCUACAAAUUAAGAGAGUCAAAAUCGUUAUCUUACAGUCGAGCUAGAGAGAAUUUGCUUAACAUGCUAGAGUCAAUUAGUUUAAACAAACAGCUUUUUGGGCUGCAUAGUUUAAGAUCUGGUGGUGAUGGGUUUUCCUGAUCGUUUAUUUAAGCGGCAUGGUCGAGGGAAAAGUGAUCGAGCUAAAGAUGGCUAUGUUAAAGAUGAUAUUGAUAAAAGAUUACUUGUUUCGAAAUCUUUGGGAAUUUAAUCAUUUGUCUGGCAUUUCAAUGCAAUGCUUUAUAAAUUAUUAUUUUAUGUACCGU
Messenger RNA from Ruditapes philippinarum (Manila clam), 9423 nucleotides. RefSeq names its product histidine N-acetyltransferase-like. NCBI's taxonomy places the organism in Eukaryota, Metazoa, Mollusca, Bivalvia, Venerida, Veneridae. The transcript has 5 exons. The record is from RefSeq and is a predicted model, not a curated record. Bases 1310 to 2407 code for a protein of 365 amino acids. Gene Ontology annotation, molecular function: acyltransferase activity, transferring groups other than amino-acyl groups.